This is a messenger RNA of Protopterus annectens (West African lungfish), 2126 nucleotides long. RefSeq names its product coiled-coil domain containing 15 (gene CCDC15). Gene Ontology annotation, cellular component: centrosome. The record is from RefSeq and is a predicted model, not a curated record. Lineage: Eukaryota; Metazoa; Chordata; Ceratodontiformes; Protopteridae.
GUUUCUGCACCAGCUGUGGAGCAGACACUGAAAGAACUCCAGAGAGAGAAGUGGGAAAACCUCAGACGGUUUCAGGAAAAGGUGCGAUGGAGAUUGAACCAGCAGGCCUAUAGCAAAAAGCACCACCAGCUCCAAAAAUCAUUUGAAGCGGUUGAAAAGGAAGGGCGAGUCAUGAAGCAGGCUUCUGAGGCUGCACAGCAUCUCACUCCCAAGAGGAACACUUGUGUGUUUCGUAGUUUCGAAGAGCUUGCCAUUAGGAGCCCAGGAUCCCGCUUGGUUUCUGCCCAGGGCGUCUGGCACAAUGAAAAGGAGGAUGAAGAUGAAAUAAAAUCGGAGGUAUUCCAGCAACAAGCUAAGAAGCUCAGCAAAGUCAGGAGGAAGGCACGUCACAAGCUGUCUUUGUGCCAGAUCAUUCCUGAAGGAGAACCUGCCUCUGAACUCCCAGGGGGCAUCUGGAGAAUUUCUCCAACUCGAGAUAAUCCAGUGUCUCGCAGGCAGAUUAUGAGUCGGGAGGAAAAGGCGGACAUGGCAGAAGUUCCUUUAACUGAUCAACAUGACCUCCCAGCUGACCUCCUACAGGUAACAGAGGAUUCAUGUGAAAAAGCGGUCUCUUUUGCAAACUUUCAGGAAGAAAGAAAGGUCUGUGACAGACUGCUCAGAGAGCCCUACCCCGCCGGCUCCUGUCCAGGAUUCACUACCAGUUACAGGCCGGCACUGGUGCUUCGACCUGGGAUAGACCAUGAGGAAAACAAAAAACAGCGCCAGAACCAGUACUUGAUGUACCGGCGACUUUUCAUGGACAUGGAGCGACAGCAAGUUAAGGAACAGCAGAGACAGAAAGAGCACCGCAGGAGAAUUGCAAAAAUUAAGGAAGAAAAAGAGCUUGAACGGCAAGAGGAGGAAGAGAGGAUGCACAGAGAAAUGCUAUUGAAAGAAACAGACCCUGCUUCUAGAGAAGAUGAGAUUGAGGCAAGACUAAGAGAAGAAGAGGAAAUGGAAAGCAAAGCAAAGGCUCGUAAACAUAAAGAAGGCAUCAGGUUCAUAGAGGCACUAAGAGCCCAAAUGAAAGAGCGAGUAAAAUUUCAGAAUAUGGACCUGCCUCUGCUGUGCUACUGUGGGACUGAUUUCUGGGACACUCAUCCUGACAAGUGUGCCAACAACUGCAUCUUCUAUAGGAACCCCAAAGGUGCAUAUGCUCGAGCACUGCAGUCUGUGCUGUCAUCUUGUGACUUGGGAGAUGGGACCACUAAUGCUCCAUUCUCCACGAGAAGAAUUACUUCCACACAUACAGCCUCACCAAGGAAGUAGCUCAGAAGAGACAAGAAAUGGAAAACAAAAAUGACUAUUAAAUAUCAUUUGACUACAAGAAGUAAUCAUGAAUGAUCAGCAAACUGGGAAUCUUCAGAGUUUGAUCAUUGUGUUCUCUGCUCCAGUUUUGCCAUUUCAUAUAUGUGAUUUUAAUUGAUCUUCUGCUUUAAAAGAAUUGCCUGAAGCUUUCAGAUUUCAUUGUAACAUGUGUUCCUGUAUUCCUAGUUGUGAUGGAGUGUAUUUUGCAUAUUCAGUAAGGGCUUCCAUUAAACUACUGCUGUCUCUAAGCAAAUCGCCAAGAAUUUCAUAUAACAGCAGCAUUCUGUUCUUUUAUUUUUAUGAAGUCUGAUGGAAAGUUCCAGCUUCAAAAUAUUUUCAGAUCACAGUUUCUGUCCUCAGCAGUUCACUAAACAUGCUGUCUUGUAGUGACAAUUUAUUUCAAGUGGAAUUAUUUUAUUACUUCUUUACAAGUGAUUUCCUAGCUUUUUCAGCAGUAUUGUACAAAUUAUGACAGAAGGACUAUUGUAUGCAGAACUUUUGAAAGUUUAAGAAUUCCUAAACUUUGGGGGAGGUGUUGAGUUCACUAGUAAUAAGACUUACUCCCCCAGUCUGUUGUGAACUGAUUCAGUGUUACUGCUUGCAGCAGACCUGUAGUAUAAGAUUGAAAAAAUCUGAACAGUUUAUAAACUGAAGUGUUUUGCACAGAACAAAUAUUAAUUUUUAAUAUUUGUAAAAAUGUUGUAUUUCAAUACAAAAAGCAAGAAGUUUUUGGAGUGUAUAAUAUCUUAUUUAACUAAUAAAUUGUUAACAUGUUUAAA